GACAAAACGUCUAUGAUGGCAAAUGCUGAAUUAUUUUCUGAUGAGUUUUUCGGGUUUGCCGUGCCAGACUAUGCUCCCUCGCCAGAGCCUGAACAUCACUAUGACGGUUUGACUGAUGGCAUAAAUAGAUUGUCCGUGACAGAUUCUGUAUUGACACCAACGGGAGGCAGUCUUAGACCUUCAAGCGGGCCAACAGAGCAUGAAAUGACGAGGAAUGAAAUAAGACGUUCACUGCGACCUACCAGCGGUCCAACAGAGCAUGAGAUGAAGAGCAUCGAAGUAGACUCUCCCAAUAGCAAUAAUGACACAAGUAUUAAUGAUGUUAGAUCCGACAUACAUGAUAGCAUGUGUUCUGACAAGGAUAACCUUGACGGUUAUACACCCGACCUGCUAGAUGGUGAAUGUAACAGUGAUUUUGACACAAGCAAUAGUGGAUAUACAAAUGAAGGAGGGGAUGAUUGUGAAUGUGGGUCGGUAAUCAAUGAGAAUGAUGGAUGUGAAGAACUCAAAUCUAACAUCGAGUUUCAACUAACACAAUCACACAAAGAAACUGGUGGGUUUAGCGUGACAUCAAGAUCAUUUAAUCAUACUAUCGACAUUCACGACAGCAGUAACAGUCACGUGCAGUACAUGAAACUUCAGACUGGUGACUGCUUAAUCAGUAUUAAAAACAUAGACGUCCGCCAUUAUGACCAUUACAUCUUGGUGUCCACUCUACAACACAUCUAUGGAGAAGACGACGGAGCUUUUAAAAUGGUGAUUGGUAGAAAAUUUGAAACGGACGACACCGGAAAGACCGAACUGCGAUACAUAGAGAUUAAUGUACAUUUUGAGUUUCCUACACGUGGCGAACCUAUGCCGCACAUAUCCGUCGAUGUCGUCUCUUGCACGUCUUUAACUUUCACGAAAGUUAUCUGCGUGGAGUUCAAAGACACCAAAGUGUGUUGGAUUCGGAGUAACGACCAGUAUAUGAGUGUCCAGAACAACGAGUUGACCAUGAAUAACCGCUUGACCAGCAAAUCAGAUAAAAACUUUCAGUUCGUGUAUACCACGUUUCACGGUCUGGAGGCUCGAACGGUUGGUAACACAAUGUGUCCUGCAUUAUUCUUCUGCGCUUUCGAAUCUGCUGCCAGUGGCACAUUUAUCUUGGCCAUGAGUACCAACAGAGUUGGGCUGGGGGGAAGUUCCCUACUACGACGUGACAUGUCAGGAAUACGGAAGCCAGAUUGCCGAUUCUUCAAAGUCCGUUUGAUAUCAAAACAUAUUUAUCUCCUGGAGUCACUUGUAUAUAAAGAUAUGUACCUUAGCUGUAACAGGCGUGGACUAUCGAUGAAAAAGGGAACUUCGCACAUGGACGAUAUCUUCCGUAUCCCACGGGAAUUACAGUUUGAAAUAUUGACAUCAAUCGACCAUUCUUUGAUAUAGAGGCUUCAAAAAGACACUGCAGUUGUAUAUGAAGACCAUAUGAUGAAACUCGAUUGAAAAGGUUCGCAAAGUAAUAAAAUACAAAUUGAAUAUUGUGAAAAAAUCAAAGCUGUGGA
This is a messenger RNA of Ylistrum balloti, 1541 nucleotides long. RefSeq lists its product as uncharacterized. The record is from RefSeq and is a predicted model, not a curated record. Lineage: Eukaryota; Metazoa; Mollusca; Bivalvia; Pectinida; Pectinidae. The transcript has 11 exons. The coding region runs from base 13 to 1425 and encodes 470 amino acids.